AUGUUCUUUCUCUACAAUCUCGAGCGUAGGGUUACCCUGCAUCCAUCCUACUUUGGCAAGAAUAUGCACGAACUUGUCACGGGCAAGCUCCUCAAAGAUGUCGAAGGAACAUGUACCGGUAGUUACUACAUCAUCUCCAUCAUGGAUACCUUCGAUAUCUCCGAGGGCCGUAUCCUUCCGGGAAGUGGUCUAGCCGAGUUCACCGUCGGAUACCGAGCUGUGGUCUGGCGACCUUUCAAGGGCGAAACGAUUGAUGCCAUAGUCAUGUCCGUCAAUCAGCAUGGAUUCUUCUGUGAAGCCGGUCCGCUUAGAAUCUUUGUCUCUACGCAUCUGAUCCCUAAUGAGGUCAGGUGGGACCCUAACGCCACCCCUCCGCAGUUCACCAAUAACGAAGACACGACCAUUGAGGUAAACACCCAGGUUCGAGUCAAGAUUAUUGGUACCCGAGCCGAAGUUGGUGAGCUCUGGGCUAUCGGCAGUAUUAAGGAGGACUAUCUUGGGUAA
This is a messenger RNA of Annulohypoxylon maeteangense, 504 nucleotides long. Its product is annotated as RNA polymerase Rpb7-like domain-containing protein. Gene Ontology annotation, cellular component: RNA polymerase II, core complex; P-body. The record is from RefSeq and is a predicted model, not a curated record. Gene Ontology annotation, molecular function: translation initiation factor binding; single-stranded RNA binding; single-stranded DNA binding. The transcript has 3 exons. Lineage: Eukaryota; Fungi; Ascomycota; Sordariomycetes; Xylariales; Hypoxylaceae. Gene Ontology annotation, biological process: positive regulation of nuclear-transcribed mRNA poly(A) tail shortening; transcription initiation at RNA polymerase II promoter; DNA-templated transcription. Bases 1 to 504 code for a protein of 167 amino acids.